Messenger RNA from Nylanderia fulva, 2186 nucleotides. NCBI's taxonomy places the organism in Eukaryota, Metazoa, Arthropoda, Insecta, Hymenoptera, Formicidae. The record is from RefSeq and is a predicted model, not a curated record.
UCGACUACGUGUCCGGACGAUUGGUUAGCAUAAUGAUUGCAUUAUUGUGUAUGCUGAUCGCCUUUGGUUUAUGUCAUGGCAAUGGUCUUCCACAUACAAACAAAUCAAGAAUCGAAGUUCAAAACUUGAGUAAUCAAACGAUCAACGAAGUGGAACAAUUGAUUCGUCAGAAUUCGACUUUGUCGCAUCUCACUAGACGUGAGAUCGUCGAUAUUCUUUUAAAUAUUACAUCGCCCAAAGAUACAGAGGCACUCAAGAAUAAGGAAACAAUCGAGAAAGCAAGAAAGAUUUAUGAAAGGGCGUUGAUGGGUUUACCGUACAAUGCAAAAGACGCAAAGGAAAAUAUUAAAGAUUUAUAUACGAAACCGCCAAUAGUUAAAAUAAUCGCAGACUCUUUUUCUUCUAAUUCGGAAGAUUUCAAAGUGUCGAAAACCGAAGAACAAUCCGAUGCAUCCUCCACGCAGGAAAUACAAUCUUUUGAAAAUUUAAUAGCGACACAAGUCUCGGAGAGAGAAGAUUUCUUCCCGAAAAUACGAUAUAAAAAUCACAGAGAGACGGAUAAAUUUUCGGAAAUGCCAUUGAUGAAGGAAACCCCGAAACUUGAAUCGGCCCCAGUGAAAUUUAGUCUCAAUUUCGAUAAUUUGCAAAAGCAACAGGCAAUCAGCGAGACACCCAUAAUUACUACUACUAGACAACCAGUAUUUCGGGAAGAAUCUUCAUCAAUUAGGAAUAAAGAGGUCCACAUAGUGUACAGUACAAGUGCUCACACAAACCUAAAACACGUUCGCACAACAACGAUGCAACCUACAAGGACGAGUUCUAAGGAAGAUGCUUCGACAAGCGAUUUAAUAGAGUUACAAACAUCUCGUCCUUUCAAGUACAAGGAAAAUGUUUUAUCUGUUGACCAAUGGCGUUACAACGCACCAAGUGUGACCGAAAGUUCGACACCGGCGAAAACAUCCGCUUUAGAUGACAUACAAAUGACGGAUACCAAGCAAUCACACACACACACAACAUUAAUACCUUUCCUUUCUUCUUCUCUCUCUUCUGCAGAAAAUUUGAAAUACAAUUCCACUUAUAGCUUGAAUUCUGGAGGAUUUCUCUCUCGUACAAUCACAACAACUACGAUGCGACCAGAAGUGAUGGAAUUGCUUGCCUCGAUUGGACUUCGACCGGAAAAUUCUACGAAUGUGGAGGAAGUAUUUAGAAAAAACCAAUCAUUGAAAAGCAAAUCCGAGAUUCCCAAUAGCAACGGCUUGGUUUAUACGCCAAUUUCCGGUCUGACGGGUGUUGGAUCCGAUUCAUCUUCGAUAACUGCUCAAAAUACUUUUGAAAAUCCCGUCCUCGAGAUUGGAAAAGGAAUGAACAAUCUUACGCCGGAUGUACAGUUACUUUUUCAACGAUUUGGUCUGCAAAAUCCAUCCAAUCUGGUAACAACUACAACGUCUUCGCCUAGAACAACCAUGAACACAAAUUCCUAUACCAAUUUCAAGCCAUUACCGACAUCUAAGAUAAAAAAUGAGGAUAUGAAAGAGUUUUUAGCAAAGUUCGGUCUUGGCAUUGGUGAUACUAGGCAGAAAAAGGCUAUGUCGGCGCCGAGAACGACAGAACGGCCAUCGUUAAUUGAGGUUGUGCCGGAUAAUAUGCGGAAAAUUUUGGAGAACAUAGGUCUUAUUUCUCCCAAGGUGUCGAAAACAACACCGAAAAUGGAGGCUAUAGAACCAAAAGACUCAACCAAGUUUCAUGUGUUUAAACCUCAUGAAGUCGAAGUGAAAGACGAGAGGCAAAGGAUGAGGAUCAACGAGCUAUUGGAUACUAUUAACAGAUUUGUUCAAGAGGGAAAGGCAAAUUCGAAGGAUGUGCAAAGGAUAGCCGAUGAUCUACUCGUAAACACAAAAACUUUAAAGAAUGGUCCAGAUCCAUUAUAUUUAGAAGAGCUUAUUAGGAUCAAUAAUGAGGACAUAAAGAAUGAAGUGAAAAGACAAAACCCCAAAGAAACUACUAAUAAGACAAUCAAUAUUGGCGAUGAAGAUCUCACGAAGACGACAACCACCGGUAUAAAAAGAUUUAUGAUAUCCGUUUUGGGCAUAUCGGAAUCUUGGGUAAAACAACUUAUUCAGGGUCUGACAAGGAUCAGGCGCAUGCUAAUCAAUAUAGAGGAUACGUUUAGGCGAUCUUUCGAUUAA